AUGAUUCUUCACAGCACGAGUAAGAUGGAGCAGAGACUCGCGCUUCUAGGAGAAGCAGAAUCAGAGCAGGCCUACCCGGCAGGCUCGGAAAAUUGCAGCAGCGAUCGCACAUUGUCGCCGUCUCUGUGCGACGAUGAAAAGCUUGACGAUAAUCCGCAUCUUCGUUAUAUGAGAAAGUGGCAGUACAUAGGUAUUUAUGUCGGGUUAGCGUUUUUAUUCGUUAUAUUUGGUAUUGGCUCAAUUGUCAGUACAAGUAUUUCUCUCGGUCUAUCAUCAGCUCAAUUUGUAAACAUGGGAGAAUGCGGCCGUACACCACAAGAAGCGCGAGACAGCGGGUGCGUCUUUGAUCUCAUGAUGUCCGGUUGGGUACAUCCUCCUUGUUACGACCAAGAACUGUCCGACGAGUUUUUACUAGUCAACAAUUUCACCUUCUACAGGGAAAGAGAGGGAAUCAAUAUCAUAACGGAAGCAGAGGCUCGUCUGGGCAACUACGAGGUCAUAUACAGUCAUGGAACCUUCCACUAUCAACAUUGCGCCUACAUUUGGGCCAAGCAGAUCCGUGCGAAUAGGAAGUCCCCCCUUGUUCUAGACAGUGUAUCACGUUCUAAAGAGCACGUUGAGCACUGUUACAGCCGGGUCGGGAGCCCGAACAUUACUCAGAUCCAGCUUGCGACUGGAACAAAAAUCAAGAGAUCGGCGUUCAGGCUUAGAUGUAUGAUUGGCGAGAUGGAAGUCUUUUAA
Molecule: messenger RNA, 741 nt
Organism: Botrytis fragariae
Lineage: Eukaryota; Fungi; Ascomycota; Leotiomycetes; Helotiales; Sclerotiniaceae
Exons: 2
Coding region: 1-741 (246 amino acids)
Source: RefSeq, a predicted model, not a curated record